This is a messenger RNA of Pyrus x bretschneideri (Chinese white pear), 1509 nucleotides long. RefSeq names its product THO complex subunit 4D. Bases 328 to 1230 code for a protein of 300 amino acids. Gene Ontology annotation, molecular function: mRNA binding. The record is from RefSeq and is a predicted model, not a curated record. NCBI's taxonomy places the organism in Eukaryota, Viridiplantae, Streptophyta, Magnoliopsida, Rosales, Rosaceae. Gene Ontology annotation, cellular component: nucleus. Gene Ontology annotation, biological process: mRNA export from nucleus. The transcript has 8 exons.
ACCACAAAACAAGUGAAAAUCCCAAGCACCGCCUUUCACAGAACUUACCACAAAAAGGGCCUUGGGAAACCCUAAUUCCUGUCCUCUGUGUUAUAAACCUAACCCACUCGUCUUCGUCCACAUCUCACACUUCCCUUUCUCACAGCGCCCAGUCUCUCUUCCUCUCGCACUUUUCUCCUCGAUCGUUUCUUCGGUUCGCCGGAACCGUCUCUUCUCUAAUCGUUCUCUGAUUUAUUUCUUUGUUCUCGUCGAUGCGAAAAUUCGCUUUGAUUUUAGGUUUAGAUCUCAUUCGUAGCAAAAGGAUUUCAAUUGUAAUAUCUUGAUUCGAUGUCGACCGCUUUGGAUAUGUCGCUUGAUGACAUGAUUAAGAACAGCAGGGGUAAUCGUGAGAGAAAUAGAGAACAACGUGGUAGGGGUUCUCGUGGCCGUGGAGGACCACGUGGCUCCUUUAAUGCUGGGAGGAUGGCCGCUGGCAGAAUUCCAGCUGGAAGAAUGGCCAGUGGAAGAAUUCCAGCUGGAAGAAUGACAGGAGGAGUUCGUAGAGGUCCUCUCACGGUGAAUGCUCGGCCAUCCUCGUAUACCAUUGCUAAGUCUACCCGCAGAACCAAGCGUUUCCCAUGGCAGCCUGAUUUGUUUGAAGACAGCCUUAGAGCUGCAGGGAUAUCAGGGAUUGAGAUUGGCACAAAGUUAUAUGUUUCCAACUUGGACUAUGGAGUGACAAAUGAGGAUAUAAGGGAACUUUUCUCUGAGAUCGGAGAGCUGAAGCGAUAUGCAGUACAUUUUGACAAAAAUGGUCGCCCAAGUGGUUCAGCUGAAGUGGUUUAUACUAGAAGAAGUGAUGCAUUUGCAGCAUUGAAGCGGUAUAAUAAUGUUCUAUUGGACGGGAAGCCUAUGAAGAUUGAGAUUGUUGGUGCCACUGCAGGGAUGCCUAUUUCAGCUCGUGUGAAUGUGACAGGCAUGCAUGGAAGGAAGAAAAGGACUGUUGUAAUGACGCCCGGACCUGGUAAUGCUGGUGGCUAUGCUAUGCCUAUGGUUAAUCAUGGUCCUAGUAGGAGCAGUCGUGGAGGGAACAGAAAUGGUCGCGGCAAACCACGUGGGAGUGGCAACGGCAGUGGUCGUGGACGCGGGCGUGGUCGUGGUGGAGAAGGGAGGAAGAAGCCUGUGGAGAAGUCGGUUGAUGAACUCGACAAGGAACUCGAUAGCUAUCAUGCAGAUAACAUGCAGGGUUAGUUCAAAACUGGAGCUGUGGAACUUUGCUUGCUGGUAUCAGUCAGUGUUUGAGCUAUGGUAGCUGUACAAAAUAUGACGGUUGUGAUUUUCGGGAUAUAGACUAAUUUCUGCUUGGAUGUUCUCUAAUGCUUUUCAUCAUAGGCCAGCAAAUUUAGAGGAAGCAAAAUGUUGGCUUGAUUUGGAAGUUGUUUUGUUGGUUGGUAGCAUUUUAUUUUGUGUAAAACGAUGCUUUAAUGUAUGUUCCUAUGAUUUUGCUAAAUGAGAUAAAUUAGUUGUGUA